Anopheles marshallii is the source of this 447-nucleotide messenger RNA. RefSeq names its product transmembrane protein 234 homolog. The coding region runs from base 1 to 447 and encodes 148 amino acids. The record is from RefSeq and is a predicted model, not a curated record. NCBI's taxonomy places the organism in Eukaryota, Metazoa, Arthropoda, Insecta, Diptera, Culicidae. The transcript has 3 exons.
AUGAAUUCUCCCGAGAAUCCACCAACUGGGACCAAAGCAGAUAUCGCAUCAAUUUCUGUAGAUAUCUACGCAUUGCUUAGCAUAUUACUCGUUGCCUUUAUGUGGGGAUCGACCAAUCCUUUCAUCAAACGCGGUAGUAUCGGAUAUAACGAACUGAAGGCAAACAGUAAAUUAGGUCAGCUAUGGCUGGAAAUUCGAUUUCUUAUCUCUCGUUGGCAGUAUUUGCUCCCAUUGCUUGUCAAUCAACUGGGCAGCAUUGUGUAUGUUUUCACUCUUCAAAGGACCGCACUUUCGCUCACCGUUCCGAUGGCAAACUCGUUAACAUUCGUCUUUACGGCAAUUACCGCGAGGCUGCUGGGUGAACGACAAUCAGGCUGGAAAAUUUAUUGUGGAAUGGCUCUAGUCAUACUGGGAACUGUUAUCUGUGGAAUUGAUAAAGUAUUGUGA